AUGCCUGUCACAGUCCAUGUUAACGAAAACAUCCCCGAGCGAUGGACCUCAGGGAAGGCUGCCUCAGACGAAGAGCUACUGAAAAGUGCAUGCACGGUCGAAUACGGGAAAUGUGAGAAGAUCCUGCAAAGUUCCUUUAGCAGGAGCAUGCUCCGGAAGAACCACAUCUCGCCGUCAAUCAAUGGUUUUGUCUACUCAAUGAUCCAUGCCUACAGCAAUCAUCACACUGUUAGCAUACGCCCAGAAGACGUAUGGUUCGCUAUUCUCUCACAGCUCAGCUUCUACAUCAACGCUCAUGCCGAGGAGUUGCGAUCCUUCUUUGUCGCACAUGAGGGCAGAAAACAGCUGGAAGUCGUCGAGAUUGGAGCUCUCGAGAAUGUAGACAUGAGCAAGAUGACAGAGCGCAUGACUGAGCUGAUCCAGAACAACAUCGUGGACCCCGAACUGCGCGAAUGGAUCAUGCCCACGUUUAGCACGACGACCGACUCGGACCGGGUCGUGGCGUCUAUCUUGAUGAUGGGGAGCCUACAAGCAUACUUUGAGUACAGGUUCAGUAUAUGUUGCGGCAUGCCGAGCGUUACCCUCCUAGGAGAGCGCGAUGACUGGAACAAGAUCCUCGAACGGGUGGACAAGAUGGCCCAACUGGGAGACGAGCCAACGCGGUUUGUGGCGCUGCUCAAGCCUGUCCUGCGACGGUUCAUCGCCAGCUUUGACGAUCCCGUCGCCCCCGAUCUCAUCUCCUUCUGGGCCAGAGCCGUGAACCGGUACUCCGGAAGUGGAAUGGACUUCUGCUGCGGCUGGGUCGCGGCCUUUUGCAUGUGGGAUGUGGAGGGGAAAUACAUCGGAAGAGAGUCGUAUCCUGAUUGCUACGAGCUGGAUGGCAUUCAAUAUCACAUGGCUGACAUAAAGAAAGUCCCGUCUGGGUCUGUGGCUGUGCCUCUGACCAUCGACGACAACGGUAACAUCUUUCCAGCUAGAAUGGUGGCCGGCUCCGUUGGCAUAAAAGCCAAUUUUGCGGCUGAAGCACCUGCCGUCUCUUCCAGCCCAACGCCAAACUCGAGCAACUGCGGGAACGGCGUGGGCCAGCCGGGAUCGGCCAUCGAGCCGGUAACCGGGUGGUGGACCUUUGCCUCAAAGUAG
This is a messenger RNA of Grosmannia clavigera kw1407, 1140 nucleotides long. RefSeq lists its product as uncharacterized. The transcript has a single exon. Lineage: Eukaryota; Fungi; Ascomycota; Sordariomycetes; Ophiostomatales; Ophiostomataceae. The record is from RefSeq and is a predicted model, not a curated record. The coding region runs from base 1 to 1140 and encodes 379 amino acids.